Astyanax mexicanus (Mexican tetra) is the source of this 4098-nucleotide messenger RNA. RefSeq names its product MYB binding protein (P160) 1a (gene mybbp1a). Bases 61 to 3876 code for a protein of 1271 amino acids. NCBI's taxonomy places the organism in Eukaryota, Metazoa, Chordata, Actinopteri, Characiformes, Acestrorhamphidae. The record is from RefSeq and is a predicted model, not a curated record. The transcript has 27 exons. Gene Ontology annotation, biological process: regulation of DNA-templated transcription. Gene Ontology annotation, molecular function: RNA binding; sequence-specific DNA binding; transcription corepressor activity. Gene Ontology annotation, cellular component: nucleolus.
UUCUCUCUGCACGUGUUUCCCUCUCGUGUUUUUCUCUACACGAGUUUAGUGAAGGCGAGCAUGGUGGACCCUGAUAGCGGCCCGGUUCGGCCCGCUGUGGCUGAUCCGGACGGUGUUCUGAAGCGGAGCCGGGAGCUGCUGGACCUGUUCUGGGAAAUCGCCAAACCCGAGAGAGAAGCGCGACUUCAGGCUGCCGAGAAACUGGUGGAACAGCUGAAGAAGAGUGGAGAGUCGGAUGAGUUACAGUAUGUGGUGAAGAGGCUGGUGAAUGGACUGUCUCAUGCACGAGAGCAUGCUCGCACUGGCUACAGCGCCACACUGGCACAGGUGCUCAGUGUGUUUGAUGAACUUCCACUUAAAAGCACACUUGAUCAGAUCAAAGAAAAACAUGAUCUACAAACAGCCAAUAAGAAACAAAUCAGAAAUGUGGCGUUUGGGAAUUUUUUUGGCGUGCUCGCGCUGUCUCAGUCCACACGGUUGCACAAGGAGCCGCAGGUACUGCUGGAGUGUAUUAAGCUGCUCCAGACUCUGUCUCAGUACAGAGAACACCUGAGAGAACUACCCAGGAAGACCAUGGUGGACAUUCUGAGUGAGACUUCAGAGGAGGUGUUUGAGGAGGUGCUGUUUAAAGCACUGCAGACUGAUUUGACCUCUGCCCUCAGCAGCCCAGAACAGUUGGAGCUCCUCCUGGUGGCCAUGCAAAAGUUUCCCUCAGUCAUCAAACCGGCCAAACUGAAGAAACUGGUGGGGACUGCAAGCGUCAUCAACAAAAACACCCUGCCACGGUUGGUUCAGGUGUUGAAGACGGCCGCUCGCUCGGUGAAGAAGGAGAACGUGUUGCCGACGGUGGCUCUGGACCUGCUGCAGAUGUCUCUGAGGGAGGACAGCUUUGAGCUCUUCUGGAAGGAGGCCGUAAUCAGCGGAUUACUGUUAGACCCUGCAGGCCCCUGCCAUUAUCUGGUGUUCAGGCUGUUCGGUGCGGCUCUGCCGAUGCUUUCUGUGUCCCAGCUGAAAUUUGUUCUGUCUGGAGAAGUGAUGAGACGCUAUGGGGAGCAUGUGCUCUCUGCUCAGCUGCCUGACCGGUUUAAGUUCUCCCCGGAGAUGGACGUGUUGGUGAACUCCUUCAUGCAGAGCUGCAAAGAGCCGGAGAAGCAGCUGACUGUGGUCCUGGCCUUCACCCAACUCACAAACCAGGGCUACCCUGUCGUGCCAUCCUUCUGGAAGGUUCUGGAGCACAUGAAUCCCACAGCUUUGAAGACGUAUGUAGAGUGGCUGAAGGAGGCGUUCUGCAGACCACAGCUGGACAAAUGCCUGGAGUUCAGCACCCGCAAACAGAGGGAGGGUCAGGAGACCGCUGUCAAGCCUCAAUCAAGUGUGUUUCGUUUCCGGAAAUGGAUCAUUCCCAGACUCACCUCCAUCGUGGACAACCAACAGAUUAAAAAAGACGAGGAGCUUGUUAUGAGCAUUGCCAGGUUCAUCUUCUUCCAUGCUUUUUUCAACACUAAAAAGGCCACAGCGUCGAUACCAGAGACAAAGCGCUCUCUCUCGGAGCCAAUCGACCAAAACACACGCACCGUCAUCAGCAACUCCUUCAUUAGUCUGCUGCAGCAUCUGAACGUUCUGCCUGUUCUGGAGGGCUCUGCUGAAGCUGGAGCUCUGGAUAAGCGCCGGACGCUGGGCGUGAUGACCGAUGGAUCUAUGUGGGUGUAUCGCCUGGUGGAGUACGCAGACAUGCUGCUGAAACAGAACAAAUACGUACAGAGCGUUCACACCUUCACUGAGGAGCACACAGAGGCCUGGGAGAGCAUGCUGCAGUCAGUAGAAGCACUAAUGAAGAAAACGAAGAAAUCUCCUGCUCCACAGCACACAGCAUUCCAGCACCUUUUCCUCAUCAUCGGCAUCCAGAUAUUUAAGACUCCAGAAGACAGUGUGGAGUUGCUGAAAGAUCUGCAGAGCUGCAUGGAGAAAGCACAGGCGAAGAAAUCCAAAAAGAAGAAAAAGGAAACGGAUGGUGAGCAGGAGCCUCACUGGGUGGAGGUCGUGGUGGAGAUCCUGCUCUCUCUGCUCUCUCAGCCGAGCCGACUCAUCCGCAGCGUGUGUAAAACAGCCUUCGGCCGCCUCUGCCCUCACCUCACCCAGCCUGCCCUCACCGCUAUACUGGACGUUCUGGAUCCUAACAAAGAUGACGAGGAGAGCGGUGUGAUAGUAACACAAGAGAAAGAUGAGAAGAUGGAGGAAGAAGAAAACGAGGAAGGUGAAAAUGACAAAGACGCUGGUGAUGGAGAGCAAGAAGGAGAGGAUGAAGAUGAAUCUGGCUCAUCGUCUGAUGAUGAUGAAGAUGAUGAUGAAGAGGAUGAAGCAAUGGAGGAAGAGCAGGAGGAAGUGGAUCAGAAUUUCCGUCUGGAGCUGAUGAAGGUUCUUCAGGGGCAGAACGCUCUGGCCACUGAAGAGGACAAUAGCAACGAUGAGGAGAUGGAUGAUGAGGCCAUGUUGAAUCUGGAUAAAAGCCUGGCGACACUGUUUAGUGAGCAGAAGAAGAAGCUGCAGGCCAAAAAAGACGAGAGGGAGCGACUGCGCAAGGAGAAAACACUCGUCCGGGACUUUAAGAUUAAAGUGCUGGACCUGGUGGAGGUGUUCCUGGUUAAGCAGGGCAGCAGUGCUCUGGUUUUGGGGAUGGUGGAGCCUCUGCUCAGUGUAAUCGAGAACGGCAUGAGUUCUGACAGCGAACAGCAGGAAGUGGAUUUCUUACGCAGAACCGCAGAUAUCUUCAGAAAUCAGCUCUGUCGUGGGAAACAGUACUGCAGAGAUGUGGAAGGGCGGGAGGAGGAGCUUCAUGAGAUGCUGGAGCGUCUGAUUGGUCGAGCACAGAAGCUGCAUGAAUCCUCAGUGGCGCUGUACUAUUUCAGUGCCGCACUUUAUGUGGUUAAAGUGUUACGCGGUGUAAAGAAAGAAACAGAUGCUACACCUACAGUUGAGGAGAGGAGUAUGGGAAAGGCUGAUGUAGAGAGGGUGACUCGCAGUUUCAGAGACGCUCUCACUUCAUUUAUGACCCGACGGAAAAGCCCCCUUACUGGGGAUAUGUUCAUCGACCUCUUCAACAGAUUUCCGGUUCUGUGUGUUCACCUUUUGGACACUGCAGUGGAGAACAUCACAGCAGGAGUGAGAGAACAUCAGCAGGGCCAGGCGUGUGUGAUGGUGCUCAGAGCUCUACAGUGUAAAGACGUGAAGCAGCUGAUUCCUGCAGCUCAGUUCACCCAACUGUGCCUAAAAACAGCACAGCAGCUCUCACAGUGUCUCAACAAAGUGGAGAGCAAGAACAAAGCUGUGCAUGAGAAAACGGUGAAGGCUCUGGAGCUCUGCCACUGCUUAGUCAAAACGAUUCACACACAGAAGCUGGAGGUAAAUCUGGAUGCUCUCCAGAACUCCCUAAACUCCAUGAACGCUGACGGGAGCCUGCAGAAGACUGGAAAGCUGGAGGACACGUACUGGAGCGUUAUGAACCUCUUCGGCAUUCAAAAACCAAAAGUGGAGAAGGUGAAGGAAGUGGCGGAGGAGCAGAUGGAGCAGGAGUCACCAAAGAAAAAGAAGAAGGGAUUCCUCCCAGAGACCAAGAAACGUAAAAACCGCAAGAAGCCACAAGUAUUGGAGGGCAAAGAUGCUGCAGUCGCCACAGAAGCAGUGAAUGAGGGAGGUGUGGAAGGAGGGAAGAAGAAAAAGAAGAAGAGAAAGAAUAAGAAGAGGAAAGGGGGUGGUGGAGUAGAGGCUCAGGAUCAGCCUCCAGUCAAAAAGGCCAAAACUGCUGACCAGCCAUCACAGAGCAAGAAGAAGAAGAAGAAGCAGAAACAGGCUGCAGGGAGUCAGGCCAGCGCAGAGUGAUGGAACUCAGAGGCAGUCGUUAAGACUGAACACAGGAACUCCAGAUUCUUACAUCCCUGUGUUUACACAGGCCAUAGCUCACGCUGUAAAGAGCAUGGUUCAGGCUUUAAGAGGAUCUCCAUCAAUAUUACAAAUACUGCAUGUUUUCUGUGUAAUUCAGUGUUUUACGGGUGAACCCAGAGUGGAGGUUUGUUUAAAAUUGAGGUUCACUGUAAAAAAUCU